CUCGCGCUGCUUCCGCGCCGACGCGUCGACCUGGAGGCGGCGGAGUGGGCGUGGCUUGAGCCCGGUCCGCCUUCGCGCCCCUCUGAGGGGACGGAGACUGCGUGGCGCUCGAGGCUCCAGCAGCGGCUCUUCUUCAGGUGGGACGCCGGGGAAGGAGGUCGCUGAGAGAGCCGGGGUGGGGUGACCGCGUCUGGCCGGACAUGGUGGACAUGGGGCAGGGGGAGGCUGAGGGGUCGGCCGGAGCAGUGCCCCUCUGGUGGUGGCCCAAUAAAUGUGAUAAUUUAAAGGGAAGCUUUUAAUGUUUGGUGUAUUACAAUAUUUUAAUAUUUUUUUGGAAGCCAUCCAGAGUGGCUGGGGAAGCCCAGCCAGAUGGGCGGGGUAUAAAUAAUAAAUUAUUAUUAUUAUUAUUAUUAUUAUUACCCCUCUAAAUCCUUGAGUGUACUUCUAAUAGAGAAGUUAUGGUAGCCUGUUACUUUAUGAAACUGCUGAUUUUGCAAGUUGCUGCCCCCCCCCCCAAUUGGGGCAGAAAUACAGCUAAUAUGUGAAUCACAAAGAUCCAGCUCAAAGCUAGAACAUAAGUUGCUACAUGGUGCAAAUGGCUACACGUAACACAGGUUCCCAACAUGCACACUAACACAAUGUAACAGAACACGGUGGGAAUCAGAACUUAAUCAGCAGAAAUUGCCAGUGCUUAUUGUGCAUGUGUAUUAAACAUGAAAUGAGGUAAUGAUGUUCAGUGAAUGCUCGGGUUGCGAGCGUGAUCCGUGCGGGCUGCACGUUUAAAACCUGCAGUGUUCGCAACCUGCAGCGGCGCGUCUGCACACGUGCAGGUUGCGAUUCGACGCUUCUGCGCACGUGCAAAGCACUAUUUAGCGCUUUGCGCAUGCGCGACUGCCGAAACCCGGAAGUAACCCGUUCCGGUACUUCCAGGUUUCGGCGGCUACGUAACCCGAAAAAACACAACCUGAAGCGUCUGUAACCCGAGGUAUGACUGUAUAUGAUUAAUCAAAGUUGAAAUGCUUUGUUUGAAACUUUAUAAAUUCACUGCCUGAACCACCAGGCGCGGUUGCAGUUUUGCAGAAUGAUCUGACUAACCUAUUGCUUUGCAAUAAACAACAUUGGACUCCUAACUCCUCACGUUUCUGAGUUUUAUUGGCAUGAACUCAGGAGUCCUGUUGUUCUGUGUAGCUGUUGUGGACAAGGAAAAAACUACAAAUGAAGGUAAAUCUUAAGAAGACCAGUAGUUUGAAGUUGCUAUUACAAACAUCAGAAGAGCCCUGGUGAAUCAUCUAGUCCAGCAUCAUAUUUUCAAAGUGGCCAGCCUACAGAAAGCCUUCAAGCAGGACCUGAGUGCAACAGCAUUCUUCCCAGGUGUCAUUCUGUGCUACUGACAUUCAGAGGCAUUUUGCCUUUGACAGUGGAGGUAGCAUAUAUAGCCGCCAUGGCUAAUAGGCAUUGAGAGUUUGGAUUUGAUAUCCCGCUUUAUCACUACGCGAAGGAGUCUCAAAGUGGCUAACAUUCUCCUUUCCCUACCUCCCCCACAACAAACACUUUGUGAGGUGAGUGGGGCUGAGAGACUUCAGAGAAGUGUGACUGGCCCAAGGUCACCCAGCAGCUGCAUGUGGAGGAGUGGAGACGCGAACCCGGUUCCCCAGAUUACGAGUCUAUUGCUCUUAACCACUACACCACACUGGCUCUCUAAUGGGUUCUAAUGGGUACAUACAUUUGUUCCAGUGAACCCCUUUCAAGUCUCGUGUGCUGGGUGCAUUUUGUGAUUACAUCCAAUAUAAUCUCUAUUUUAAAGGCAGAUCGUUUGAUAUUGGCACACUUCUUAGUGUCAAAUUAUGCUGCUUGGUUUGUAAUUUUCUGAAAUGUAGAUUAUUUUUUUCCUGCAGAAAAUAUCCCUUCAGAGUGGGCUACAAUGGAGAUGGUUGAACCACUCUUGAACAGUGAUGCAACUUUGGACCUUCAAGAGGCAAGUGAACUUUCUUUCACUGUUUAUCUAUUUUCUAGAUUUAUACUUAUAAUAUUUUUGCAUUUCCAAUCUGCCCAUCCGAAAGCAGAUGUAAUGGAUAUUGCAAGACAGUGUUUCAUUGCUCCUGAAAGCUGAUAUUGAAAGGAGGUGGACUCAAACUGUGCCUCUUUAUCUCAGCAGGAGACCAACAAAGAGGAAGGGCUAGGAGGAGAAACAGAAGAUUCUGAAGAAGCUCAACUUCUAUGGUGGGUACUCUCAGGGCUCUUCCAGACAACCUGUUUAUUCAGCAUUCAUCCUGAUUUACAUGCCCAAAGCUUAUGCAGUGGUUAGAUGCUGUUCAGUCCUCAUUGAGCAAUCACUGAUUUGUUUGAGAUGAGGUUAUAUAACAAUGAGCAUUUAUCCUGAUUUGCUUGCAUGGUGUUAACAUGUCUGCCCAUUAGUCAUUUGUUCAUCUCCCACUUUUCAGUCUGUUUCUCCAUCACUUUCCAAACAGCAAAAGUUUUGAGUUGUUGUUUUUAAGUGGUUCUUUUCAUACAAGGACAGCAAAGCAUUUGCAUUAUAUUAAAGACAAAGGGCAUAGUUCUGGUAUAUGGCUAGGAGCAGAUUCCAGUUUUGUGACAUUGCAGUAAUACUUUUUUCUCAUUGAAAAAUGUCUCUGGAGUAAUCUAUUCUGAAGAAAAUAACCACUCAGAUAUUUUCCAGCUUAUAUUUCCAUAUUUAAUAAAAUUUGCACACCUCUUUCUAUUAGUAUUUUUGUUGAACUGAAGUUCAAUUAAUAUAUCUUAUUCCAAAUGGACUUCACAUUUGCUUUGCAUACAGGUUAACUCAAACCUUUUUAACUCAGUGCUGCAGGUGAUCCAAAGAUGGAAGCCCUGGACAGCAGAAAAGAGAGAAUUCCUAGAGACCCAGAGAGCUGCGAUAUCCCUUUUUAUGUGUCUGAAUUUGUGGAAAGGGAGGUUGGAACAGACUACGAGUCAUUAAGCAAGCUUGGCAGACUUAUUGAACAGCUGUCAGAAAAUAAAGCAAAGCUAGAAGAACAGGUGAGUUGCAUAUGUUUGGUACAUGAACAAAGCGCACCCUGUUCACAAACUUUGAGCUGUGUUGUCUGUACAAAUGAUGGGGAGCAUAAUCACUGAUAUUAGGGCCAUGUCAUGUUCACAUAUUGGGUAUAACAAUUCACUAUAUUUAAGAAUGCCGCCCCAAUCUGUCCUUCAACAUCUGGGAGGGAUUUUUUUAAAAAAACAGUUGCACAAUUUGGCAUGUGUUGUACUUGCAGAUCAUAUUGAAAAAUCAUGUCCUAUGCGUGGAUGGAAUGCAGAAUGGACACAAUCCCAUUCUGCUGACUAGUUGGAGGCCCAUGCAGUUAGCCCAUUCUUUGCAAUUUGCAUCUUCACCAUCUUCACCAUAUGUUCUUCCAUUUAUGCAUGCUUUCUGUAUCUCCUAUGCUGUAGGUAUCAGCCCUUUGUUUACUUCUGCGGUUUCAUUUCUUUAAUACAGUUGCUAUAUUCCUUCUUUUAUGACAGUUAUUUAGCUUACAUAAAUGAGAGCAUGCUACUAAUAAUGAAUCAAUUACAUUUGUUUCAGGGGAGGUGAUAUGGGAACUAGAGGAACUUUGGCCAGAGUCCAAAGCAGAUUUAAAAGCUGUCGGGAUUUUUUUUAUUUUCAUAAUUGCAUUUCAUUCCAGUUUUAGGUUGUUCAGGCUAUUCAUGCAUAUCUGAGAGUUGGUUCCACUGAACACAGUGACCUAGUCCUCAUGUCAUAUUAAACCAUAGUUUAAAACAACCUAAGGUUUCUAUGUAAAUAGGUAGCGCUCAUUUACAUUAAAUUCCUGCAUUCUUAUCCAUGAAUGAAACAAGCCAGUCUCCUAGUUUGUUUCUCUCCACGCAAACCAUGAGUGGUUGCCAAGACUGGUUCUGACCAUUGGCCAUGCUAGCUGGGCUGUUGGGUGCGGAAAACUGGCAACAUCAGGAGACUCACAGGCUCCCCAUCCCUGUUACAGAUGAUCAGAGGUGUAAGGAAGCUGGGAUUAACUCAAUCAGUAGGGCAUGAGGCUCUUAAUUUCAGGGUCGUGGGUUUGAGCCCCAUGUUGGGCAACAGAUUCCUUCAUUGCAGAGGGUUGGACUAGAUGACCCUCAUGGUCCCUUCCAACUCUACAAGUCUAUCAUUCUAUGAGGUCUAGUAUAGUCUUACAACUGAAACGAGGAUUUAGGGAUUGAUCUGUUAGAUUGCAUGCUUCUCUUGCCUUUUCCCUCUUCCUUACGAAGUUCUCUCCAGCCUGCUCUCUUUGGGUUUCCUGUUACCUGUUCCCAGGGCAAGAAGAGAGAAGCAGUUUGUGUACAAUCAAAUCCCAUGUAGCCCUUAUUACGUCUUAAGCCUUAGUUUCAAUUAUUUGUCUGAAUUGGACGAAAUCAGCUACAUAUGUGUUCCUCUGCCACAUAAUAGAAAUGUCUUACAGUGUACAGAUGCCUGUUGCCUCUUUAACGUAUAUUUAUAUAGGUGCUCACAGUUUCGUCUGAAGUUCCCAAAAGAAUUCAGAAGGCCUUACAGAAUGCAGAAGACUCUAAAAAAUCUCUCAAUCAGCUUCUAGAGAAGGAAAGCCUGUUGUACGAUUCAAUUAAUGAUCACUUGAUGACAUCCAAGCCAUGGAUGGAGGAUCUUGGUGUACUGAUAAGUCAGAUAAAAGAAGUUGAAAGGCACCUGGCUUAUUUAAAAUGGAUUUCACAAAUAGAGGAGUUAAGGUAAAUAGUACCUCACAUUAUGUGUUUUGGGCAUGAUGAAAGAUUUAGAGUCUCCAAAUACUUUAAAUUGUUUUUAUGUGUUGCAUUAUAUCUUGUCAAUUUGUUUUGAUGCUUUUUUUUUGAUAAAGCAACAACAACAAUAAUAAUAAUUACAAUUACAUACAUACCUUGAAACAAGGUAGGGUACAUAGAGCCCCCCUCUUUAAAAUGAAAGUUGCAAUCCUAUUGGUUACUGUGUGACGCAGAAAGGAUAUAUGACUGAAUCAAAAGCCUUGUGUUCCCUCCCAGAUAUCUGAUUGGUAGAAUUCUUAUGUUUUUGAAAGGACUCUGUGUUGGAUCAGAGGAGUUAUGUGCUCUGCAUUUGCAUAUGCUAUUCCCCAUCCGAAGAGAUCAUUGCUAUGGGUCCAUUGUUUUAUUUAGGUGUUUUUGUGCAUGUGUGUGGAAUUUUUUUUAGUUUGCAAGCUUCUUUGAACAAGCUAUAAAUGGUUAACACAAUCCAGAUUUAUUUGGUUUAAAUAAUUAAAAACUCCAUAUGCAUUGUAAAUAUUAAUUUCCUACACAACAAAGUAGGAAUAUGUGGAGCCUUCAGUUGGGUGGGGCAAGAUAAUCAAAAUAGUUAAUAGAUUUUGUGGUGCAUCUGAAUUUUUAUAGUUUCUUUAAAUUGCUUGCCAUGUGUCUUAGGUUGAGGUUUUUAACAUUUUUAGCCUGAUAUUCUCUUGGUGUCCUGAUAUGCAGAAAUCGGCAGCUGAAGUUUCUUACAGCAUGGAGAUGAACACUGAUACCUGCUAAUCCCUGCAGAUCCUGUUGGUGGAUAUUAACUUUUCUGUUUUGUUGUUUUGGUGAGAGGGUUCAGACAGAUUUCUAAGACUUAGAUUUCUUUACAUGAUUUUAAGUGCAAUUUUGUAGUGGUAUUUGUUCAGCUCCUCUGUCUACAAACAUGUCAGGUGGCCAUCUGAUAAGGCGCACCAGCAACUGUAAUAUUAAGCACUUCAUAAAUAAUUGUAAAAUCAAGCAAGAUCUUUUCACAUUAGCCUGCUCACUUUUUUCUUUUCUAGCGACAACAUUCAGCAAUAUCUCAUGACUAACAAUGUGCCAGAGGCUGCUACAACUCUAGCAACCAUGGCUGAAGUUGAUAUCAAGCUUCAGGAGUCAUCUUGUUCUCAUCUUCUUUCUUUUGUAAGAUCUACUGUUCAAUUCUGGCACAAGAUCCUGAAGGAUAAAUUGUCAAGGUAGGAAUAUGAAAUAAUUAUUUCAAUUUUGUUUUGCAUUACUAAAUCAGAGUAAUUUUUAUAUGUUCUUCUAUUGCAGUGAUUUUGAGGAGACUUUAAAUCAUCUUCAUUGGCCAUUUGUUGGACCAACACAAUCCCAGCCAUUUGGCUUGGCUACACCGCCAGCCAACGCCCAAGAGAUAUACACAAACUUCGAGACACUCUUUUCUCAGCUUCUGAAACUACAAACUUCGUAUCCUUGGAAAAAGCAUAAAGCUGUUCCUUUCCUAGUGGGCAUAUGCAUAAGCUCCAAAGUAGUGUAGAUUAAAGGUAAAGGGACCCCUGACCGUUAGGUCCAGUCGUGGCCGACUCUGGGGUUGCGGCGCUCAUCUUGCUUUAUUGGCCGAGGGCGCCAGCGUACAGCUUCCGGGUCAUGUGGCCAGCAUGACUAAGCUGCUUCUGGCGAACCAGAGCAGCGCAUGGAAACGCCGUUUACCUUCUGCCGGAGCGGUACCUAUUUAUCUACUUGCACUUUGAUGUGCUUUUGAACUUCUAGGUUGGCAGGAGCAGGGACCGAGCAAUGGGAGCUCACCCCGUCGCGGGGAUUCGAACCGCCAACCUUCUGAUCGGCAAGUCCUAGGCUCUGUGGUUUAACCCACAGUGCCACCCGCUGUGGUUGAUUACCUUGUGCUAAAUGAAUUAUUAUGGCAUGCUAAUUUUGCCACUAACUGGGAAAACAAAACAAAGCGGCCUGGCAUGCUCUUGUGCCUUGAUCUGCAGAAACCGGCAGGUGAAGAUUUUCACAACAUGGAGAUAUGCAGUGCCACCGCCUUGCAACUGCAGAUCAAGAAGCAGACGUUAAGGAUGGGAUCCAGACCAAGCUUGGUCCCAUCAGAAUCAAGAGUCAAAAAUUAGUCAUGUCUAAGUUUCAGUGUGUGACCAGCUUGUUAUGAAUCCAACCAAAUUGUCAGAAGUCAAGAAUUCUGUGUUUAUUUUUAAAGGUUUGGACCAAGAGAAGUUUGAGCAGAGUUUCAUUUCUACAUUGGGAUUUUAUUUAUUAUGCAGUGUACACUGUUGACCUCCCUGUAAAGCGGUUCCUGAGGGUUAUGGGGAUCCUCCAGAACUGUGUGAGAUAUGGGGCAAGUGAGCUGUAGCUAAUAUAAAUCAAUGCUUCUUGUCGUAGCAAAGUGACUUAAUAACACUAAUGGAGUCCAGAAAGAUAAGCCUUGAUGACACUUUGCUAAGCAAACUGAACAAAAACAGGGUAUAAUUUGAGGAGGAGUGAAGAGAGAGGCUUUGUCUUUCAUUUUGUACCCUGUAGAUAGCAGGGAGGCGUACAAGCAGAUCACACUACUCUGCCUGCUUAUCAUGAUCCCUUCCAACAUUUUUCUCACUUAGGAUGUGGUCCAGACAUCUAUAUGCCUGUAUCUGUAUCAAUAAGACGUUUAACUUUGACUCUUAAAAAUCUCAGAGAUGAACUAUUAACCAAACCAAAACAGCUUCCAGAAAAAUACAUUCUUCCUCCAUCUCCACCUAUCAUACUACCUAUGCAGAUCAUGCUGGCUCCUCUUCAGAAAAGAUUCAAGUAUCAUUUCACAGGAAACAGACAAACAAAUGUGCUGAGCAAGGUAGGUUGAUGGUGUUGUACAAAAUCAUUGUCUUAAAUAGAACCUUCUAAAAGGAUAUAUGAAGGAAGGGGGGUGGAAUGGGAGGUGCAUAUGUGCCUCUCAAAAUUUACUAGUCUCCAUCCAUUUUCAGCCUUCAUUUAAAAUACAUCCUUUAGCUCUCUAGAUGUUGCUGGACUCCCAAUUCCCAUGCGCCCCUGUCAGCAUGGCUAAUGGUCAGGGACAAUGGGAGUUGUAGUCCAACAUGCAACAGGCCACAAGUUCCCCAUCCCUGAUCUUGCUCUUUUAACUCACACAGCUGCAACAGCAAAAAUAUGCAGACAACGUCUUAUUAGUCAGAAGUAAACCUCUCCCUGCAUUACAUUAGGAAGAUUGGCAUGUAUUUGGCAUUUUGUGCAUCUUUUAAAAUGUACAAAAUACCGUAUUUUUCGCUCCAUAAGGCUGCACCUGACCAUAAGGUGCACCUAGUUUUUAGAGGGGGAAUUCAAGGGGGAAAAUAUUCUUUAAAGGGAGCGCUUAGGAGAGCCUGGGAUGCAUCCCAGGCUCUGCUCAGCGCUCCCUUUCACGAGCUGCGUGGAGUGUGUGUGUGGCUCUUGGGGGGUUUUCCCCGAGGAGAGAGAAGGGCAGUCCAUCACUGACGGGCUGCCCUUCUCCCUCCUCGGGGAAAAGCCCCCAAGAGCCACACACACACUCCGCGCGGCUCUUUAAAGGGAGCGCGGCUCUUGGGGGCUUUUGCGGGAAGUGGGGGAAGUGAGAGAGCCUUGCUCUGUCACUUCCCCCACCUCCCGCAAGAGCCAUGAGCUCUUUAAAGGGUGCGCGGCUCCUGCGGGCUUUUCUACGAGGUAGGGGAAUUCCCACCUCCCACAGAAGCCUACAGGAGCCGCGCACUCUUUAAGGAGUGUGCAGCUCCCCCAGGCUUUUCUACGAGGAGGGAGAAGGGACUGACGCGGCCAGUCAGUCCCUUCUUCCUCCUGGGGAAAAGCCCGCAAGAGCUGCGUGGAGCUUAUGUGCGGCUCUUGGGGGCUUUUCCCACCUGCCUCCCCCCUGCAUUCGCUCCAUAAGACGCACACACAUUUCCCCUUACUUUUUAGGAGGGAAAAAGUGCGUCUUAUGGAGUGAAAAAUACAGUAACACAUGAUUUUAGUAACAACUUUAAGUGAACUCUAGACAUCUUAUAAACAUAUUGGACUAACUUGAUCUAGGUUUUGCUGCUUUGCAUGGAUUUCCAAUGUACCCCAUUCUCCCAGUUUCCAGAAAGGUAGCUGUGUUGGUCUGUUGCAACAAAAACAACGAAGUGCCGCAAGAGUUUGGUGUUUAUAUCCCUUCUAUUGGCCUGUGACUCGAAUAGUCUAUUUCCUAUAUCUUUUAAGGAAAUUCUUGUCUGUACUGCAGCAUACACCUAUAGCAAGCAUGUGUUCUGCUUAUUAAACUAUUUUUGGUUAAGCACUUCCCUUGCCAAGCACAAACCACUUAAUUUCUGGGAAUAUAAAAAGCAGUGGCGAGGGCUGCUAGAGGGGAACUGGGCCAACAGGCUAAGGUGAUGUAUGAUGCUAUGAUCGGACAAAAUAGGUUGCAUCUUUGACCUAACAACUGAUACUGUGAAUUCUUCUCCUUUCUCAAAAGCCUGAAUGGUACCUAACCCAGGUACUCAUGUGGAUAGGAAAUCAUGCUAAGUUUCUUGAAGACAAAAUCCAACCAGCUUUGGACAAGGCAGGUGUAUCGGUGAAUGCAAAGGUAAGCAUCUCUGUAUAUUGUUAACAUACUGAUAACCAUGAAAUUAUACAUCCAGCACAGGAUGGGCAGAAGAUUGACUGGAAACAACUGUUACGAUCACUGGGUGUUUUCCAGUUGAUCAGCAAGGAUUUCUGACUCCCAAUUGAUUAUUGGCAGCAGCAAGAAAGUGACACAUGCAGACUACUGAAAUUAAGAAAGAUUGGGGGGGCAGGAUACUCAAUUUGAAAGGACUGUGAGAAAAUGUUCUAGGCUCAGGAUUUUUUAAUUCUAAAUGUGUCUCUUUUGCGCAUGGGUGUUGGGGCAUUGAUUUUUUAAAAAGUAGAUUCCACCAGCCUGAAGUUUAACCGUUUCUGAUACAAAUGCAGUUGUCAUCUGAAUUAAUCUCUUUGUUUCUUCCUCAGCUGGAAUUUUCCCGAGCUUUGGUGAUACUGAUCCUUGAGAAGCUGGCUGCCGAUAUCCCUUGCUUGUUGUAUGACGACAACCUCUUUUGUCACCUGGUGGAUGAGGUACUUCUCUUUGAGAGAGAGCUGCACAGCGUUCAUGGGUAUCUCAACAGCUUGCCCAGCUGCAUGCACAUUCUCUCUGAAGAAACCUGUUUUCAAAGAUGGUUAACUGUGGAAAGAAAAUGUAAGACCUGACUUGGUUAAAAACCAGACCUGAAGAAAUUGGGUGUUUGGGGAGGGGGGCCAUUCCAAACUCCCCUACCUUGGGGGAAUAACUGUUUUAAAUCUGAACAAGUCUUGGAACUAGAGUUGUGCCCUAAAUGUUUGCAUUUGGGAUAGAAUUUACGGUGUACGUAGUUUUCUGCAGAGGCCCGUGAUUGUAAGAAACACAGUCCGUGCUGCUGCUCCUAACAGUGUCAGGCUUUUGGUGGGGAGAGGUAUAUAGAUCUGUCUGAUAGUGAUCCUGAUGCACAGCAAAGGAUAUAGUUUGUUUCCUAAUCAGGAGGCCUACUUGAUAGCCGCUAGAGGGAUAUCCCAGGAAUAUUAGUUGUCAGACAUAGCAUGGUAGAACCAACUUUACGGGGAGAGGGUUAAGAUGCCAAUACAGUGGUGCCUCGCAAGACGAAAUUAAUCCGUUCCGCGAGUCUCUUCGUCUUGCGGUUUUUUCGUCUUGCGAAGCACGGCUAUUAGCGGCUUAGCGGCUAUUAACGGCUUAGUGGCUUUAAGAAAAAGGAAACAAACUCGCAAGAACUCGCAAGACGGAACGUCUUGCGAAGCAAGCCCAUAGGGAAAUUCGCCUUGCGGAACGACUCAAAAAACGGAAAACUCUUUCGUCUAGCGAGUUUUUCGUCUUGCGGGGCACCACUGUAUCCAUGAAUUAAGGCUAGAUUUUUAGCCAUUGAGACUAUUGAGAUACGCUUCUAGGAAAUGGCUGAGCUUGCCAAAGGAACACUGCUGUAACAUCUGAGCUCUUCAGAGCUUUUUAUCUACUGCAAAGCAAAUCCCUGACAAAGAAAAUAGAGGCAAGAACAGACUGUACCACCAGAGAUCAGGCAGCUGAUGCAUAUUUGCUUUCCAUGUCAGAUCCAUCUUCCUAUUUCUGCAUGAAUAGUACUCUCUUUGCUAUUGUUCUUGUUCCUUUUAUUGUUCAGGAGACUUUAAAGCAGAGAAGAAACCACAAUAGCAAAAGCAACCUGGAAAAGGAUGCAUUAUUGCUAAUUACCCCCUUAUUACAGUUUAUCGUAAAAUUGAAGAUCAGGUCAAUGAGAAGUUAAAUUUGUAAAACCUAUGAAAUUCGAAUAAACAACUGUAAAAAUGUGUCACUAGAAAGUGUUAAGCUUUACUUUGGCUAAUACUUGCAUAAAGAUAAUACUGUUUGUCAGUUUUGUAAGGGAUUUUAGCAGUUGGUAUAAGAGAACUCAUCUGAUUCCAGGGCGUUAUUGAUAAACGUGUUCUCUUACUGGGUUCAUAUUGGCUGUUUUAGCUGUUACUAAGGUUCAUUCAGUUAACUCCUUUAGUAGAAGCAGCAUCUUAACUUUGAUUUGAAAUUGCCGUAUUUGAUACGUUUUUCCCCUGUCCCAAAUUUCAUUUUAAAAAGGAACAAUUUGUUUCCCUCUUGAAAUAAAAUUUGAAAUAAUAAGGUAACUACAGUAAGUUAUUCUAUUUUAACUAAGGUAACUAUUUAAAUAUUCUUCAUUGGUUUUCUGUGCCUGGCAGUUGCUCUUCAAAAGAUGGACUCGAUGCUUUCAUCUGAAGCUGCCUGGAUAUCACAGUAUAAAGACAUUACAGAUGUCGAUGAAAUGAAAGUCCCUGAUUGUGCUGAAACUUUUAUGACUCUGCUACUGGUUAUCACAGGUAAUUAUAACGUUUCUGGCAUUGGGUUCUGGCAUUGGGUUGUUGAUUGUGUUACAGUUCUUGAAUUAUUCAAGAACGGUAACGCAAUCAGCAAGGAAAUCAACGUCCUAUCAGUGGCUACAGUUGUCACCAAAUAACAACAACAACAACAACAAUAAUUUAUUAUUUCUACCCCGCCCAUCUGGCUGGGUUUCCCCAGCCACUCUGGGCAGCUUUCAACAGAACCUUAAAAACAGAAUAAAACUUCAAACAUUAAAAACUUCCCUAAACAGGGCUGCCUUCAGAUGUCUUCUAAAAGUCAGAUAGUUGUUUAUUUCCUUGACAUCUCAUGGAAGGGCGUUCCACAGGGCAGGUGCCACAACCGAGAAGGCCCUCUGCCUGGUUCCCUGAAACUUCGCUUCUCACAGUGAGGGAACUGCCAGAAGGCCCUCAGUGCUGGACCUCAGUGUCCGGGCUGAACAAUGGGGGUGAAGACACUCCUUCAGGUCUACUGGGCCGAGGCCAUUUAGGGCUUUAAAGAAGUAAGAGUUGGAAAUUGGAAUUGCAUCUGCAUUGGAACAAAUCGGUGUAGUUUCUGUUCAUUCUUCUUUCCAUCAGUGAAUAAUUCACAAGGUAGUCAUGGCACUGUUAAUACUAACAGCGUGGAUAUGUUGGGCAAUUACUGCUGGGAUAAUGUACCUUUAAAAAAGAAAGACAAUCUAAGAAUACUCAGAAACCUAAAAGAAAUCAAACAUUGCUAAUAAUUAUAGUAUGGAUUUUGAGUAUACGGUAAGCAGGUACCUUACGCUUUAAGUAGCAUGGAGCAGCAUCAGUUAAUUCAGAGGAAGUUAAUUGCCCUUUCCAUCAUUAUCUCAUGCGUAUUCCAUUGAGUUGACUCACACUCAACUGUGUGUAGUAUUUCAGGCUUAGGCCUGCUGAAAUCAGUGGGGAAAAGUUAGUCAUUGUUAACUUCAGGUCCAUUGAAACCAUGGUGGCUAACUUCCUCUCAAUCCAGCCUAAUGUGUUUUAGGUUGAUACCCCUAUUUUAUUAAGUUAGUUAGCAGUCAGUGUUUGGCAUAGAACAACAGACAAAUGCCAUUAGGGGAAUGAAAUGUGGCCUUUGUGUGUCUGCAGAACAAGUUCCCAGCCUGUCUUGUAUCCAUUAAAAAUGCUCUUUCUGUGGGACAGCAGAGACUAUGAAAAGGAGGCAAAAGUGUUAAGUGCCAUAGCGCGAAGCAUUGAGCACAUUAAUAAACAAUUUUUUGUAACACCAUUCCCAUUCCUUAAACAGGGCCACUUAAGUCUGUGAUGAAAUCUUGGACGGUAGGUGCUUUCUAACAAAAGAGAGCCUUUAAAAAUAUGAAAUAAUUUACCAAAUUCCUUGUAAUGUGUUCUGCAUAGAUAGGUAUAAACACCUUCCUGCAGCUGCUCGGAAGCUUCAGUUCCUGGAGUUGCAGAAGGAGUUGGUGGAUGACUUCAGGAUACGGCUCACUCAAGUUAUGAAGGAAGAGACCAGAGUGCCUUUAGCCUUUCGCUACUGCGCCAUCCUCAAUGCUGUGAACUACAUAGCAACAGUCCUGGCAGACUGGGCGGACAACGUUGUAAGUGAUGAUCGUUUUACAUAUCUACAGUUGAUCUUUGUGGAUUGCCAAAACUUAAUUUCAAAAGCAUUUUGUUACACAACUGCCCCUAUUUAUUCACAGUUUAGAAUUGCCUUUCGCUUGCACUGAUAGAAUUCAGUACAUUUUCAAAGUGCAGGGGAUCAGAUCGCGGCCAUUUUAAGGUGCGACAAUUUUGGGGCGACAGUGCAUACAGCGGGGUCUUCAUGUCUAUCUAGUUCUUUUUGCAGCUUCAGCAGGCGGCGCUGGAAGUUUGUGCUGAUAGCAGCGCACUAAAUAAGCUGCAGCUAGGACAACUGGCUUCCAUGGAAAGCUCCGUAUUUGACGACAUGAUCAACCUCCUGGAGCGACUAAAGCAUGACAUGCUGACUCGUCAGGUGGAGCAUGUCUUCAGAGAGGUCAAAGAGGCUGCCAGGAUGUACAAAAAGGAAAGGUAACACUUUGCUGGACACAUUUUAAUUUGUACACAGUUUGGAAGGGAGUGAAGGGGAAUUUUUUAAAAUGUAUAGCCUGCGUUCUUCUUCCCACAAUACUGUAUGCCAUUACCUUGUUUUAUAAAACCUGAUCCUGCAUCUGGCAGGAUACAGAUAUCUGAAAGGAAUGACUAUUUUGAGGGAGAACAAUCAUCAAGGAAUUAUAUUCCGUGCUUGUUGUGAGAUUGAUAAAUAAAUCGGCUGUUUUAUCGUGCCAUGAAAAACACUUGUGUCUUCAAGAUGUAGUAACAAUUUUUGCCAUUUAGAGAACCCAGUUUUGUCACCUGAAUAUUCAGGGGGGGAUGACCUUAGAGUAAUUCUUCCAGUUCUAGAGUAGUUGUGCAGUUUGACCCAGUAGUGUUACAGCUUUGGAACACGGAAUUGCUUCCAAAAACUGUCUUAAUGUUCAAGAUGGUUAAAUAAAGCUAUGUUUGUUUUUAUUUUAAGAGUCCACUAUGAUUCCACUUUGUUUUAUCGUAUAUCAUAUCAUAUAUCACAGAGUUUGAAGGAACACCUGAGGAUCAUCUAGUCCAGCCCGCUGCAGUGCAGGAGCAUGCAGCUGUCCCUCCCAUUCAGGGAUCGAACCUGCAACCUUGGCAUUAUCAGCACCAUGCUCUAACCAACUGAGCUAUCCAGGAUGGAUACUAGUCACUGUGGUUUUGGGAUCUAGUAAUGUGUGUAUUAAAAUACAUUCCUCCCCCUUGCCCCACCCUGCUGGCAAGGAUGCUGCUACUGCGUUCCCACCAUCCCUGGCCCAUUAGGUACCUUAACUGGGGCCAAUGGGAGUUGGACUCCGGGAACAUCACAGGUCACAGGUUCACCAUCCCUGUGCAAUGGAGAGAUUCCUAAUGCCAGUGGCAAAAUGCAAAGACAAUGUACUGGUUGUGUCUCCUAGACAUUAACAGGUGUUUUUCUGGACUCUCUACUCCUUGAGAAGCUUUGAACCAGAAUGUCAGGGAUGGAAGCUGGGCUCUGCCAUUGAGCUAGAUGUGGUCCCCUUCCCCAUCUGUCAAGAAUCUGUCAAGGCUUAUCUGGAAUCGCAAACAGAAACAGAUCUCAUGAAGUGUCUUGUAAACUCCCAAGCCAACUUUGAGUAGGGUGCUGUCAGAAGCCUUCCUUUGCAGUGACGAUUUUCUGUUUCUUUCAGGUGGCUGUCUUUGCCUUCCCAGUCAGAACAGGCUGUGAUGUCUCUGUCAGCCACUGCCUGCCCACUGCUAAUGACCUUGAGAGACCAGCUCCUACAGCUAGAGCAGCAGCUUUGCUACUCGUUGUUCAAAAUCUUCUGGCAAAUGCUUGCAGAGAAGGUGGACUUGUUUAUCUAUCAGGAAGUAAGUGUCUGUCCUGUGUGACUAGGGCCGUAAUGAUGAAUCAUGCCAUAAAUGUUCACUAUGACCUGCCUGUUUUUUGUAUGCUGUGUACAGAUCAUUCUGGCCAAUCACUUUAAUGAAGGAGGAGCAGCGCAGCUGCAGUUUGACAUGACCAGGAAUCUUUUCCCUUUGUUCUCACAUUACUGCAAGAGGCCAGAGAAUUAUUUCAAACAGUAAGUAAAACAUAUCUCACUUUCUAGUUUACUUCAAAACUUAUAUAUUGGGGGGGGGAAUAGAGGAGUUGCAAGGAUCCUCUUCUUCCUACCCUUUUGUUAUGAACACUUUUCUGAGAAAGGGUGUGUGUGUGUGUGUGUGUGUGUGUGUGAGAGAGAGAGAGAGAGAAAGAGAGUGUCAUCCCUUUUAAGAGUUUUAAUAAAAAUGUAGACUGGCAACAGACAGUGUGGUGUAGUGGUUAAGAGCAGUGGACUCGUAAUCUGGUGAACCCGGUUCACUUCCCUGCUCCUCCACAUGCAGCUGCUGGGUGACCUUGGGCCAGUCACACCUCUUUGAAGUCUCUCAGCCUCACUCACCUCACAGAGUGUUUGUUGUGAGGGAGGAAGGGAAAGGAGAUUGUUAGCCGCUUUCAGACUCCUUUGGGUAGUAAUAAAGUGGGAUAUCAAAUCCAAACUCUUCUUCUUCUUCUUCUUCUUCUUCUUCUUCUUCUUCUUUUUCUUCUGCUAGCAUUUACAGUAGGGUUGGUUAUAUUGCAAUUUUAUGUUGUGAACCGCCAUGAGAUCUACAGGUAUAUGGCAGUUAGUUAGUUAGUUAGUUAGUUAGUUAGAUAAGCAAGCAUAUAAAGACCACUGCUUAAUACUUUUACAUCACUGUUGGGGAAUAAUUAUGGGACAAGUUUAAGGCGUAAAAGCAUAAGAUCAUGAUCCUUGCCAAAUUAACUGGAAGAUAGUAGUUAAAUAACAUAACUUCUGCAAGCAUGGGUUCCCUCCCCCGUUUUGUACAAAAAAGUGAACUUACCAUUUACAGGCUGAGGUAUUUAGUGAGAUAUUUGUCACUUAAAGAAAGAAAAAAGCUGAUAUAGCAUGAAGAUCUGUUGUUCCAAUUUCUCUGUUUUAAAUGUGGUUUGUCAUGUGGCAGGAUGGGCUGCUAUAUAAGCAACAAGCCUAAAGUUCCCCUCCAAGCGUUUGCAUAGCUCUCUAGGUUUUCCCCUGUUCUGAAAUGGGGACUUUCUCAUUUUCUUUUUCAGCAUAAAGGAGGCCUGUAUUGUGCUGAAUUUAAAUGUUGGCUCAGCCCUACUUUUAAAGGAUGUGCUUCACUCAGCCACUGAAAACAGAGCUGAAACCACCCUGAAUUCAAGUCAGCCCACAGCAAUGGCAGCAUUAAAUGAACUUGGAAUUUACAAGUUAGCGCAGCAAGAUGUCGAGAUUCUUCUUAAUUUGAGAACAAACUGGCCUAACACUGGGAAAUGAGCAAAUAGAGAGAUUAAUCACUGUUGAAUUCUGUGAGAAUCAAAGCCAACUUUAUCAAUGCUCUUACUUUUCUCUGUGCUAAACUAACUUUUUCAGUGAAGAUGAAAGAGCUGUAUACAUGUCACAGUUUCAAAGAUACUGUUUCGUGCUGGGUACAGUUCAGCAAGAUUAUAACUGAACAAUGUGUUCAGCUGGAAUAUAGUCUUGUCCAACACCAGUGUGACAAAUACAGUUUUCUCAGCUGACUUUCUGUGGUAAUCAAGUAAAGUUAUUGUCAUUACAGGGCGUAUUCUAAUACAUCUAAUACAUUGUGUACAUACAUGUACACAAGCAACAAGCCCCUUACAGGAACCAAUUAAGAGUGUGUGUCUCUUAAUCUCAAGGUUGUGGAUGGGGCAAAAGAUUAAUGGGGCAAAAGAUUAAUACACUGCAGAGGGUUGGACUAGAUGAUCCUUGUCCUCCCUUCGAACUCUACAAUUCUAUGAUUUUAUUUUAGGAUCCUUCUAGGAGUUUGUGGGAACUGCAUUUUAUGAGCUAACCUAAGUUGCUUCCCCUUGUUGGCUGCUCAGUCACACAGAAUCCUGUUAAGUCUGGCUGGAUUGUUGCUAGGGUUUUCCAACAACUCUUUGCAAGGGCUCUGAGCUGUUAACACCAGACAUAUUGCAGUGGUCCACUAUCAACACUAGGAGCUUACAGCGGUUUGCAGCAUUUUCUGUGAUUUCUUCUAUGCCUUCGUCUGGAAGUCUAGAGCACUCUGAAACAGCUGCAGCCCUAAUCAAACUGAAGAUCAGCCAGAGAGAACUUGAGAACUGGUUUGUCUUUUUGUCUUCCUGGGCUGUUCCUGUCGACAUCCCCCGUUGCUGAGGACUGAGAUUUUGCAUUUUCCCUGAUGAAGAGCAAGUAAACAGCUGUUUAAUUAUUUGUUUGUUGAAAAAUUGGGCUGGGGGGUUGCUACAGGCCUGGGUAGAAAGAGGGGAAAGCAAAGGCUGGAGAAAUAAAAAGGAGUGGUGUCAAGAUAUAGGUGGCCCAGCUAAAGACCGUGGCAGAUCAUGAAUAGUGCAGUAUGGAUAAUUAUCUGGUGAAGAUUGGGAGCCAGUGGCCAGGUUGGUCUGAGAGGGUGCCUUGUGUAAAAGGUUGCACAGGUAAGUUUUUAAAGGUGGCCAAACUCUGCCGUCAGAAGUACAGCCAUAGGAGCUUUGGGGUGCAGAGAGAGUUUAGUUUGUUUCAUUUCAUAAAAUUAAUACACUAGUUUAAAAAACACAAACACAAGGCUCCCCCAAACCUCAAAGCGAUUUACAAGAGAGGAUUUGCCACAAUAGCUGAACUGGGUUGUGAGAAUAAUUGGCUGGCAUGGAAAUGGGGGGGGGGGGGAUUUGGCCUGCAGUAAAAGUCUCUUAGAGGCUGACUCUUGAGUCUUUGGAAAGACUGCAGCAUGUAAAUAUCAGUAUUUCCUUGGGUACAAAGGUUGUCUUUAAUAAAGCAAUUAUCUUAGUUUAAAGCAGGCAAGUCCAUAGUCCGUUUCAGGGGCCUAAUUCGGCCCCUGUGGCAGUUUAUUUCCUGGGGUAAAAUCCUAAAUCAACAAGGGGUGGGGAUGAAAAAAAGCUCAAGAACUUCAAUCCUAAAAAAAAGGCCAACAACUUUGAUUGGUCUUUUGGUCGGCCCUCACGGCCCUUCACUUCAUCAAAUCUGGCCCUCUUUGAAAAAAGUUUGGACACCACUGGUUUAAAUUCCAGCACUCCUCUCCAGCCAAGUGUCUCUAAAGAUGGUUGGCUAAGAACAAGGUAUAUAUAGCUUUUGCUUUCUUUGGGUUACUGUUUUCUUGAGUCUGUGCGAUGGCAGGAGGAACAUUGUGUGUGUUCCCUUCUUCAAAAUGGAGCAGGUCCUAAAUUUAAGGAUGUAGACUAGAGCAGCACUCUUGACUAAGGUGUCUCACCACGAAGAGACCAAAACACUUGAUUGUUGAAUGUACCACCGGUUCCUGAGCUUGAAAUUCUCCAUCUUGGGGCCAGAACCAUCUGAACAAGCUAUGAAUUGUGGACUCCCCAUACCCCAACCCGCCUAUCCCAGCAGCAGCCGCCACCGCCUCUUAAGUGGGAAGGAGUGGGGAUGAAAAUCCCCACAGAAACCUCCUUCUUCAUGUGGGUUGGACCUUGGUGGAUCAAUGGUGACAUUUUAGAGUGAACCCCAAUCCUAAGUGAUUGCCUUGUAUUUACAACAGUGACAAAAUGAGGUAACAGAAGCACUGGUUGACGCUGCAUGAAACAGAAAAAAGUUUCCCAAAGGUAACUUUCCUUCAAAAGCUAAUAAAAACGCUUCACCUAUUUCUUACAAACAUAUAAAUUAUUUUAUUUACAAAGCCAUGUUACAAAAAAUAAUAAUAAUAAUAAAGCAAAAACAAAAUGUAACCCCAAAACAAAAGAAAUACAAUCGCUCACUAGAGAAUAUCUCCAGGCCUGGUGUUGAACUGUGGCAGUAUCAGUCAGAUACAUGUUUGUUCUUUUUUCAAAACUGUAAGCCAUAAAGUUUUAUUAUUUACACCUUACUUCCGACACAAUUUUCACAAGCAUGGAAUGGGCUCUUUCUGAUACUGCUAAUACAUAAAAGGUGCAGAACGAAGAAUGAAAAUACUUAGUGUUACAAAAUAUGGGUUUGUAGAAAAGAAACUGACUGUACACAUAUGGCAUUUUCUUUUAGAAUGAUUGGACAUGCUUUCUUCAAAAGUCUUCUGGAAAAAGAUUCUAAAAUCUGUAGUAGGAAAGCACAAUACAGGAGGUGCAAAGUCAUUUCUGUGCAACAGUUAAUAUUCCCCAUGACUGACCAGCUAUGCAAAACCCACAGAGUUUUGUUAAAGUGCCACGGGCCAACAGCAUAACAAAAUAUAAGGUGUAAAUAGAAAAUUUUCUUUUUUUCAAACAAUAGUUCACUGAGAAUCAGCAGUAAUAGAAUAUGCUGUAUAAACUAUUCUCUACAAAGGUUGAUCAGCACUAUGUACAAUUGUUAACAUUGAUACAAAAGAAGGCAUACAAGUUAUCCAAGUCGCUUUUGUUUUUUUAAUAUGGCUGAAGGGCCUAUGCAUUGCGUAUGUGUAACAACCAAAGCUGCUGAGCCUCUAUUGCUGGAAACGAAUCACAAAGUCUUCAGGCAAAGGUGGGAGGAAGGAAAAAGGAAAAGCUACUGUUGAAUGAAUGCUACACUAAUAAUACAUUAUAGGCUGGUCCAGUUCAAAUCCAUUUUUUUUAAAAAAAAACCUGCAUUUCACUUUUCAGGCUGGACAUUUUAGCACGUAUAAAAUCAAUUGGUGAUUUUUUAAAAAAAUGCAGGGGAUAAAAAAGGUAUGAGGUUUUUACUUGGUUUCCAAAAUGCUUUCAGACCGAUGCCACUGAAAAUAAAAGGAUACAUACAUAAGCAGCAAAGAACACUCCCCAGUCCAGCUUCUUACAUAACAGAUGCACGUGAAGAGCUAAGGAAUUCUUAACACGACUGAAUUGCUCCUUCGGUCACUGAGUGACAUUAAUUCUCAGAAGCAGCCACUGAAUCUCGCCACCCCUGUUCCACCUCUAAAAGUAAAAAACAGCAGUUCACUUAUCAGAUGGUGUUUUCUUACUGAGAUUUUUAAACUCCUGCAGUUAUACAACACAAAAUAAAUUAGUUUUUUUUAUAUUAAAAAAGAAGUCAACAAGGCUCUGUUCCUACAACUGAAGACAAAAAUUGUGCAAAAAUAACAAAGAUAUGUACACUUUUUUCAGUCUGAAGAAAUGUACAAUAAAACCAUAACUCAAAAGUACAUGAAAAAUAUAAGCAUUGCUUAAAACUUUCCUAAGUUUCAUAUUGUUCAUGAAACUGUUCCUGUCACUUCCCAAAUAUAGCAAAACAUAAAUUACAAAAUUAACACUAUAAAAUUUUACUUUAAGAAUAUCUUCUAAUUUCCCCCCAAAGGGCCUAGCCAUGUUUACAAUUGUUAAACAUUGUAUAAGCUUUAAAAAUUUCCUUAAGCCUUCCACCCCCUAAAAGUAAACGGCUUCCUGCCCCCUUGAGAUGUAAAUAAACCAGCAUUUAAGUGCACUUUUAACACUGUAGAAAUAAAAAUUAACUGCUCUGUAGUAAUUUUGCAGUACCCUAGUAUUAUUAAGUUCCUGAUUUCAAAAUCUACCUUUAUUUUUUUUAAAAGCAGUAAUUCCUGUAAAACAUUGUCAGUGCAAUUCUAACUGAUACAAAUUCAGUAUGCUCAGCUCCUGUCUUUUCAAAGAACAAAUUGUUUCAUUAAGGAAAACAGUAGCAUAGAUUCUUUGUGGCCCUCCAUCUACAAGUGAGGAAAUUGUCACAUGGCGCUCCUAUUAAUCUCACUGGGAACAAAUUGAAUAAACCCUUCAGUACAUUGAGCAGAUUAGGAAUACCAUAAUCAACAAGAGGUGCUGCACACUGAAAUCUCUGAACAACGUCAGUGAAACUUCUGGCCACACAGUUGUUAGAUACUGCUGAGAAAUGCACUAGGACAAUAAUAAAUAAUAAAUACAGAAGUUACUGUAAAUUUUAAACAAU
This is a messenger RNA of Podarcis lilfordi (Lilford's wall lizard), 20978 nucleotides long. The record is from the annotation of a GenBank genome assembly. NCBI's taxonomy places the organism in Eukaryota, Metazoa, Chordata, Lepidosauria, Squamata, Lacertidae.